Messenger RNA from Anopheles maculipalpis, 1851 nucleotides. RefSeq lists its product as uncharacterized. The transcript has 3 exons. NCBI's taxonomy places the organism in Eukaryota, Metazoa, Arthropoda, Insecta, Diptera, Culicidae. The record is from RefSeq and is a predicted model, not a curated record.
AUGACGCAGCAGCCACGCGUCAACUGGAUGAGUGCAUCGCACAAACGAUCCUGCAUGGAGUGCACGCUUUCGGUGAACUUUUGUAUAAAACAAAACGGGGAAAGCAUCUUCGGAGCAUUCGACCUUUCACCAGUUUCAUAAAUGUGGAAACUCUUCAGUUUACUGAUUACGACUUUUUGCUGCGCUAGUAGUGCUGUAGCUUACGAUGGGUACAUUUCGGAAGCAUAUUUGAUAGUGCAACGAGUGUUGGACCGUUUGCUGCAAGAUACUACAAAACUGCACGAUAUAUUGUGUGUGAAUUGUGAUGAACAAAUUUUUGAAGAUGUUAUAAUCAAUUUGCAAAAAGAGCGACCUUUCGUAGCGAUGAGGCGAUUUUCCCUAACUGCAAGCAGUAAGGUAUUGUUAGUGGACACGCAUCGGACUCCGUCGCUGGUUUUACAAAUUUGCACACCAAGGUCGCAUUGCGUGUGGGAUGAAUCCUUUCAAUAUUUCAAUCCAUAUAAGUAUGCUGUAUUUAUUCAACUCAUUCAUGGACUAGACAGUUCUACAAUAAUUAAUUAUGCGAAUGAAAUAGCCACUAGUGGCAUCGUACAGAUACUGCAGUUCAUCGCACCUUCUACCAACCGUGGCAAGGCUAGUGUUCACGUAACCGGUGCUCUUACGAACAAAUUGAUAAAGGUAUUCAAUGACAGUGAUGCGGAAGGAAAGUUAUUCGAUAGUACCUUAACCAGCUUUAAGAACUUUCCGUAUGAAGUGGGCUUUGUGCCAGUAGUUGCUAGCAUGUAUAGAAAAGGUGCACUAUACAGCAGUAUGGAGAUAAAUAUCUUUAGAUCCAUUGUUCAGCAACAAGGAGCGACAUAUCGUUAUCAUCCCGAAGUUGAUCUGCAUAUACUGUUGAAAAAGCUGCUGACGGGAAGAAUGCAUGCCAUAUUAAAUUCCGUUGAAACAUCAGUAAAACAUUUCGAAUUCGCAUAUUUUAAGGACAUACAAGAGUAUUGUAUUAUUUUACCGCGGCGGUACGAACGAAUGCAUCUGCAGCUCCUGCUAACACCAUUCAAAUGGCAAAUAUGGUUGAUGAUAGUGCUUAUCCUGGUAGCUAUUCAAAUAAUAAGCAUUAUAUUUCCCGAGCGUGUGCCGAAUUACUUAGUAUUGAAGUGUUUUUUUGGUGGUGGAGAACGGGAACAUCACCUGAAUACAGGCAUUCGCCUAAUAGUUCUAGUGAUAUGCAUUCUAAUUUUUCUGUUUACCGAAACUUACCAAGCGAUUCUUCUCUCCCUAAUGUCGGCUGAUCCGUAUGUUAAGAAUCCUGAAACAAUCGAAGAAUUCAUAGAGCAAAACCAAACCUUGUUCAUUUUGAAGGGCACACGAUCGGACGUGCCGAUUAAAUUAAGAAAUCUAUUAAAAGUUGUGGACGGAAUGGAUCUUACGAUGACCUUAAAUAAUGCGACGGUGGCCAGCUGCGAUUUGGGACGUAUGCUGAACAAUAAUCCAUAUGACUGGGAAGUUGCAAGAAAAGCCGAUCUGAUAGUGAUCAAGCCACCCUUGUAUUGCCGUAUGAGACACAUCAUUUUUAGUUGGACAUGCCCAGCAGUUAGAGAGUAUCAGAGAUACAUGGACCGCUUCUACGAUGUAGGACUUUAUCAUAGAUAUAAAAAAACUAAUAGCCCAAAACGAGUGUACACACGGAGGAAUCAAUCUUUUAACAAUUUGAUUGUACUUACAGAUGAUCUUAUUCCUGUGUGGGAGCUGCUGGGAACGGGUUUAUCGGUAGCUUUAGCAUGUUUUGUAUCCGAGAACUUGGUACACAGAUUGCACUACAUCACUCAAAAAGUAAACCGUUUCAAUAAGUAA